AUGGAUAUUCUUCGGUGCCUCGCCCGGUUCCUCGACCGGCCCAGCUUCCCAUGGAAGCGACUCAUCAUGGGCUUCUCGGUCGGUCAAUAUCUCUUCGAAGGCUUCCUUUCCUUCCGCCAGUACCAGUACCUCAAGGCGCCCGCAGCUCCCAAAGUGCUCCAACACGAGGUCUCGCAGGAGGUGUUUGACAAAAGCCAGGCGUACGGCCGGGCCAAGGCUAAGUUUGGCUUCUACGACGGCAUCUGGAACCAGAUGCAAAACCUGGCUUUUUUCCAGUUUGAUCUCCUGCCGAAGCUCUGGUCCUGGUCUGGCAAGCUGCUGCUGCGCUGGGCGCCAGUGGCUUUCAGCGGCGAGAUAUCGCACUCCAUCGUCUUUGUUCUCUCGACCAUUCUGCUCAACCAAAUCCUGUCGCUGCCCAGCUCCGUCUACCACACCUUUGUGCUCGAAGCCAAGUUUGGCUUCAACAAGCAGACGCCCCAGCUCUUCAUCACAGACCUAAUCAAGACACAGCUGCUCACCUUCACCAUGGUGCCGCCCAUUCUGGCUGCCUUCACGGCCAUCGUUCGGCGCUCGGGCGACGGAUUCUUCUACUACCUCUGGCUCUUCGGUGCCGGCCUGCAGGUGUUCAUGAUUACCAUCUACCCCAUCGUCAUCCUGCCGCUGUUCAAUAAGCUGUCGCCGCUGGAGGAGGGCCAGCUCAAGACCGAUGUCGAGGACCUGGCCAAGAAGCUGACGUUCCCCCUGCACGAGCUCUAUGUCAUCGACGGCAGCCGCCGCAGCGCCCACAGCAACGCCUACUUUUUCGGCCUUCCCUGGAAGAAGCACAUUGUCAUCUACGACACGCUGAUCGCGAAGAGCGAGACUCAGGAGGUCGUCGCCGUGCUGGCCCACGAGCUGGGCCAUUGGAGCCUCGGCCACACCACCCGACUGUUUGCAAUUUCCCAGGCUCACUUCUUCUACAUCUUUGCCCUCUUUUCCGUCUUCAUCAACAACAAGAGCCUGUACGCCGACUUUGGCUUUUUUAACGAGCGGCCCAUGAUCAUCGGCUUCCUGCUGUUCUCGGACGCGCUGGCACCUAUGGACAUGGUUAUCAAGCUACUGAUGAACGUCCUGAGCCGGCGCUACGAGUUCCAGGCAGACGCGUUCGCGCGGGGUCUGGGCUAUUCGGAAGACCUGGCACGCUCGCUGAUCAAGCUGCAGAUCCAGAACCUAAGCACCAUGGAUGCCGACUGGAUGUACGCCAACUACCACUUUUCGCACCCCAUCCUGACAGAGCGGCUCAAGGCAAUUGACUGGCAUCCGACGGGGAAAAUCGUGAGCGAGGAGGCGACCAAGGAGGCGACCAAGGAGGACGCUUCGACGGCAAAGGCAACAGGCCGCGAUGAGCUGGUCGGAGCCCAAUUUGCCGUCAUGAACGUCUCGCUUGCGCGGCCAACCGUCUUUGGCGCGACCAUGCGCUUGACAGCCUCGAUGGCCAACCCCUUCCUCUCGUCCUCCUCUCCCACAGCCGGCAUUCUCGCCCAGAGACUACCGCUGGCAGGUGCUUCCAGAAGCGCAGCGCAGAGCCAGAUGCGGUCCUUUUCCGUGCUGCCACAGUUGCGGCCUACAAUGAUGUCUGGCUAUGCUGUCUUCCGGCUGGCAUCAGCACCGUCUGCCCUCACGCCAUUUUCCCCCUCCGCCUCUUCCUCCGUCUCGGCCACCCUCGACCUCGUCGCCCCCACCUCCAUCUCCCGGCACCCAGCACUCGCCGGCUUUGGCAGCCAGCUCCGUUGUGGUCCGCGCGCAACAAUGGAGCGGACCAGCCGGCUGAUCCAGAAGCGGCGUCAUGGCUUCUUGAGCCGCAUCCGCACCAAGAACGGCCGCAAGACGCUGCAGCGUCGGCGAGCCAAGGGCCGCAAGCGGCUGUCCUACUGA
Grosmannia clavigera kw1407 is the source of this 1914-nucleotide messenger RNA. RefSeq names its product prenyl protease ste24. The coding region runs from base 1 to 1914 and encodes 637 amino acids. The record is from RefSeq and is a predicted model, not a curated record. Gene Ontology annotation, biological process: CAAX-box protein processing; translation. Lineage: Eukaryota; Fungi; Ascomycota; Sordariomycetes; Ophiostomatales; Ophiostomataceae. The transcript is spliced from 5 exons. Gene Ontology annotation, molecular function: metalloendopeptidase activity; structural constituent of ribosome. Gene Ontology annotation, cellular component: endoplasmic reticulum membrane; ribosome.